Molecule: messenger RNA, 2772 nt
Organism: Mizuhopecten yessoensis (Yesso scallop)
Lineage: Eukaryota; Metazoa; Mollusca; Bivalvia; Pectinida; Pectinidae
Exons: 2
Coding region: 105-2168 (687 amino acids)
Source: RefSeq, a predicted model, not a curated record
CACUUGGAACUAACCGCCCGACAAACCCAGGCGGUGCCAUUUUGGUCUCAAGAGGUGGACGUUUUCGCAGCAGAUCAACGGAUCCGGAGGCGCCAUUGAUAAGUAUGGCGGAGGGAGGGUUAGAAGACAUUGGGACGGUGUCGUUCACAGGACUUCUAGACAAGUUAAUGGCCAUGACACUUCCGGUGCCGAAUGACAAACGUCAAGACCAGAACUGUAAUUACAUAAAUAUGCUCGUUUCGGCGUUCGGCAAGGAAUAUUGUCUGGUGGUAGGUAGCACCAAAGAGGGAACGCGUCUGCGCUCAAGGCAGGACGAGGGGGAUUACGACUAUAUUCUGCUCGGUAAUUUAAUUGUCCCUACUGAGUGUUUGGAGUACAGAGAAGACCUGCCCUGCUUUGUUCAUAUCAAAGGGUCCUUCAUGGGCGAAAAGUUUUGUGAUCAGCUGAUCGAUGGUGUGUAUUUACCAACAUGGUUGCUGAAGGAUGUCAGCUCGUUAGCAUUUCCUCGCUUGAAGGGCAUUUUUGAUAUGGUCAGCAGGUCAAAUACGUCCCAUGAUCGACAUACCCCGCACCUAGCUAUGAACAGCAGCAGCAAGGCAGGCUACAAUUUAGUUAAUUACGCAGACUGGAAUUGCGAAGCUCUAACUGUGAAGAAGAACGUCAGAUCUGCAAGUGAACGUUCUCUACUAAAUCAGUUCGAGAAGCGUAGAGAAGAUUCACAAGCUCUUCAAGGUGACACUAACAAUGUAGUGUCAUCGUUUGCUGCUGUUGUUGACUUUGCACAAAAUAUGAAGUCAAAGGAUACGUCAACCGGAUUAGUAUACCAGCAACUAGGGCCCAUGCUGUGCGCUUUGGCAGGUAAAAUGAGUGGAAUGUCAAACAAAAGGCAAACAGAAGAAGAUUUAGAUGAUGACCGGGUAAAUACUUUUGACUCCACUCCCCUCCCGGAUGCAAGCAAUAAUGCAACGAAUAGCACAGGCAAAAAAGCAAGAAUCCAGACUUCUGAAAACGAAGCGGCCGAUUUAGAUGCAAAAACAGAACAAAUGGAUACUUCAUCAACAAAUCAAACCAAUGAUCAGAACAGAGAAUCGAUAACGGUCAAUAAAAACACAAUCAGCAAUCAAAUGAAUAAAGGAGAAAGCAUAAACAUUACGAUCGACGAAGAAAACGAUCCCGAUGUAUACGCGACGUUUGGUAGCAAGUCAGAGAAAGACUUUAUCCCAGCACUACGGCUGUCUGAACCUCCAAAAUUUAUAGAAGAAUGGAAGCAGCGAACUGGUCUUGGUUAUUGGCCACGUCCUCAAGUUGUAGAGGUUAUUUCCAGAAGCCAGUUUUUUGUUGUUGCUAAACCAGCAGUCAAAGAUGAAAAGCCAGACAUGGAUUUCUGUCUUUCCUGCAAUCUGGCUGAGAUCAUACUGGCAAAGGAGACGCCCCCGGGUCACAAGAAAUGCUUGCUGAUGGUCAAGGCUUUCCAGAGAAGCAUACUGGAGGAAUACUCUAAGGUCCUGACAACAUUUCACUGGAAAACCGCUCUUUAUCGGUUGCUUGAGUCAACCGAUCCGGUCACCUACUUGGAGAGCAGUGAAGGCGUACUGAAUGUGUUGAGGAGCCUCCUGGACUACAUGCGAGAUCGGCUACACGAGGGUAACCUACAACAUUACUUCUUCCCGAGCAACCUCUUCGCAGGUUUGGAGACGUGCGUUCGCGCUGAAAUUGCCAAAAAGUUAGAAGAGAUCUACAAUGAUCCUAUUUGGCACUUAAGAUCAUUCUUCUGUCUUGAAAAAGAGCGAGUCAGUAAGCCACGCGUAGUGAAAAUACCGGCGAGUGCAAUUGCAAAAGUGAAAAGCGACGUAGAAGAUAAAAGAGAUGAACUGUCGGUAGAUGCAUUUGCAAAUGCUCUUGAAGGAUUUGCACAACCAUCCUCUACAGAAGUACCGGUACAAAACCUUCUCCUACAGAUUCUGGAAACUGCUCUUACUGAUGAGGAAGACAGAAGGAAAGAAAAAGAGACAAAGAAUCCCGGGAAAGCCAAUCCACCGACGGUAACAAAACACGACCUGGUGGAUAGUCUGAAAGGUCUCAUCUCCAAACUUGGAGCUGACGAGAAAGACAGGAGACAGGCAGAGAAGGAAGCAAAGGAAAAGGCCUUAUCAUAUUUCAAAAAAUAACUGUUUUGUUGUGCAAUAGCUGCCUCUAUAAUGUCUGUAUAGUUAAUAUAGAAUAUGACCUCUAGAGGAUUACAGCUGUAAUUUCAGCCGACGACAACGUUUUCCAAAUACAUUCAUAAGAAUUCAUACAUAUUUAUCAUUUAUGCUUUUCUUCAUCAUAUUCAGGGGUGUUAAACUUCUGCCUUAGAACCGAUUUCAUUAUUGUUGAAAACAAAACCGCAUAUGGUUUUAUUUUGUUUAAAUUGGUGAUGUUAUUGUCGAAAUUUAGUAGGUUUAACAUUCGAUGCAUGGGUUAUCCUCAAUAGAUACCAUAUACAAUUAUAAUACAACUUACACAAAAUCUGGGUCUGGAACUCAGGUUAAGACGACCUAGAGGUAAUUGAUGUCUGACCCGUGACAUAAGGGAUAUUCAAAACAUUUUAUAAAGAUGAAAACACUAACAACUUCCUCCUUUUAUAAUUAUGAAGAAGUGUUCUUCAUUCGUCAUGAAACUAAACAAAAUACGUUGAUUUUCAAUUUAAGGAUAAUUUUGCUUCUUUUUGAUUUAUCAAAAUAUUGGAAAAUUCUGGAAUAAAUGACACUCCUGAAAAAUCUGACAUCUCGU